Talaromyces rugulosus is the source of this 4596-nucleotide messenger RNA. RefSeq lists its product as uncharacterized. Bases 1 to 4596 code for a protein of 1531 amino acids. Lineage: Eukaryota; Fungi; Ascomycota; Eurotiomycetes; Eurotiales; Trichocomaceae. The transcript has 12 exons. Gene Ontology annotation, cellular component: membrane; GINS complex. Gene Ontology annotation, biological process: DNA replication. The record is from RefSeq and is a predicted model, not a curated record.
AUGUACGGCGAGUUAGGCAACAAACUAGUCCAACACGCCAAACGCACCCAAACCCUCAACUACCUACCCCCUUACCAAACCGAAAUCGUACGCUCAGUCGCGCGCGAAGUACGCGAUCUCGACAGGGAUGUCGCGCACCAUCUCGCGCCCUUUGAAGGCAGCGCCGGCGGAUUCAAUCCUUCGUCGCAGCCGGCUAUCGCAUGUGCCCUGCUCGUGGAUCAUCUGUGCAUGCGCCGGAAUAAGAGGUGUCUGUUAGCGUAUCAUCGUACGCGCGCGGAGAAGUUGGAGGAUAUGUGUUGGCGUGGAGUUGAUAUUUUGGAGCAUCAAUACCAACAACAACAACAGCAGCAGCAGCAGAAUGCUGGGGAAGGGGAAGAAAGUGGUGGUGGUGGUGUUGGACAGAGCAGCUCGCUCAGCCCCGAGGAAGAAGAGUAUUUUCGUCAGUAUAGCGACAUGCUCGCUGCGCACAAGGGCCAGUGGACAGAUAUCGACCUGACGGGCAGCCUGGAGCCGCCCAAAGAUCUGUUCAUUGACGUGCGCGUGCUCAGGGACGCGGGCGAGAUUCAGACUGAAUAUGGGUGUGUUUCUUUUCUCUCUCUUCUUUUCUUCUCUUUGCUAUGGCAAGACAGCAGCAGCUACAACUACAACGACGCUGCUGCUUCGUCGUCUGCACUGGCCAUCCAGGAUAGCACCGCUUCGGCUAAUUCCAUCUCAAAGGCAGAGUCUUCUCUCCUGUCGAGCAGCAAUGUCAAGACCCCGUCGCGCUCCUUCUAUCACCGCUCCUUUCACGGCUCGCUAGAUCCCGCGCAGUAUUCCUCUCACGGCGUCCGCGAGCAAUCCGCCGAGCUUGCGUCUCUGGCCAUUUCCGAUGCAGACACGAGCACCUCGCUCGACGAUAUCCCGCAGAGCCUGGAUCUUUUUCGACGGAAUCGGCAUAAUAGCAACAACACUGACCACAACUAUGACGCUCUUCUGCAACCAGGUACAAUCGAGGAAGGCGGCUCUUCUGAUUCCGGGUCGCCUACGCCCACGCAGCUCUCGAGCUCGGCGCUCACGGCUAUGAUAUGCGACCCGGCUAGAAGUAGUUUUGGGAACAACAAUGCCGUGCCCUUGGACACGGAGAUAUCGGAAGAAGUGGCAGUCGAGGGGGAUGAUGAGCGGACAUCGCUGCUCCGCAGGCGCACGCAUUCGAAAGAUUUGAGCUAUGGGACCGCGGCUACCGACCUGGAGGGCCAGUCUGUGUUGUAUGUCCAGAGAAGGUCCCCCGUCCAGGAUGCCUAUUCCAGGGUGGGAACUUUAUUCUCUGUCGCUAUACACCCAAAGUCCUGGGACCGACGGGCUAUAUGGAAAGAAGGCGUUGUACGUCCUGUCAGUCUGCUGCCUGCCGUGUUUUUGGGUCUGCUUCUCAACAUCUUGGAUGCGCUGUCCUACGGAAUGAUCUUGUUUCCGCUGGGCGAGGCCGUCUUUUCCGAUCUGGGGUCGGACGGUAUAUCCAUGUUCUACGUCAGCACGAUCAUAUCCCAACUAGUCUUUUCGUCUGGCGCGUCCAUCUUCAAGGGCGGCAUCGGCAGCGAGAUGAUCGAGGUCGUGCCCUUUUUCCACAAGAUGGCCUUUAUGAUUCUCAAUCGGGUCGGUGAAGAUAAUCCCAAAUCCGUGCUUGCCACUACUAUUCUUUCAUUCUCAAUCAGCUCUGUUCUCACCGGGCUUGUGUUUUUCCUGAUGGGCGUCUGCAAGCUGGGCUCGCUUAUCGGCUUCUUCCCGCGACACAUUCUCAUCGGAUGCAUUGGGGGUGUUGGCUGGUUUUUGAUUGCUACGGGAGUCGAGGUUUCUGCUCGGUUGCCUGGAAGUUUAGAGUACAAUGUCCCCAUGCUACAGAAGCUUUUCAGCCUUGAUACUGUGUUUUUGUGGAUGAUACCAUUGUGUCUUGCUAUUUUCCUGCUCGUGUUGAAACGGGUUAUCAAGUCUAACUUUUUGGUCGGAGGCUACUUUAUCCUUGUCGGCGCCCUUUUUUACGUGAUCAAAUUUAUUGCACGCAUACCAAUGGAAAGCCUGCGAGGAAACGGAUGGGUGUUUCAAGCGCCAGCUGCCUCUAACCCGUGGUGGCAUUUUUACUCCCUUUACGACAUUUCUGCUGUCAAUUGGAGCGCUCUGGCCGACACGGUCCCGGCCAUGUUCGCACUGACCUUUUUCGGAGUGCUGCACGUUCCUAUCAACGUGCCAGCCCUGGGAAUUUCGACCGGCGAGGAUAAUCUGAAUGUCGACCGAGAACUGAUUGCUCAUGGAGUUACAAACGCGCUGUCUGGGUCUGUAGGCAGUAUACAGAAUUACCUCGUCUAUACAAACAGUUUGAUGUUCAUUGGCAGUGGCGGCGACUCGAGGCUGGCUGGUAUCAUGCUGGCAGCAGCAACAGCUGGCAUCAUGUUGGUCGGCCCUGUGAUUAUCGGCUACAUCCCGAUUUUGGUUGUUGGCGCUCUGAUCUUUCUUCUUGGUAUUGAGUUGAUGGAGGAAGCGUUGGUGGACACAUGGGGCAAGCUGCACCGGCUAGAGUAUCUAACGGUGGUUAUCAUCGUCGUGACUAUGGGAGCAUGGGAUUUUGUGAUUGGCAUUCUCGUCGGGAUUAUCCUGGCCUGUGUCAACUUUGUCGUCCAGACAUCGCGCAAAUCGGCCAUUCGAGCCACAUACUCGGGAGAAUUCACAGCAUCGACGGUCAGACGACCGCCUAUCCAACAACGCUUCCUCAAAGACGCCGGAAAACAAACCCUGAUCAUUAAGCUUUCUGGGUUCUUGUUCUUUGGAACGAUUGUCAAAGUCGAAGCAACGGUGCGUGGACUCAUUGACGAAGAAGCAUUCAAUCGACGGCCCAUCCGCUUCCUCGUGCUCGACUUUUCUCGCGUCAACGGAUUGGAUUUUUCCGCGGCUGAGGCUCUGACGCGCAUCAAUCGGAUUCUGGGUAAACGAAACGUCCAAACGCUGAUUUCCGGGCUGGAUGUCGAGGGAGAAGUGGGCAAGAGCCUGCACAACGUUGGUCUGUUUGCCGACGAGAGCCUGGUUCAGAUCUUUGAGGAUCUCAACUCUGCACUAGAGUUUUGCGAGAACGAAUACCUCACGAUAUUUUAUAAUCGCAAGGAAGCGCUGACCAAGAGGCUGGAAGAGCAGCAGCAGCAGCAACAGCAGGCACAGUAUUUGGACGUGCCGCGCGACGACAACAGCAGCAGCAGCAAACAGCCGGCUUUUACAGAUCUAUACGGCCACUCGCCACGACGCACAUAUCUGCAACAAGCCGCCCUGCAAACCCUCAGCCAAGACGAACACGCGGUGCGCGCACCCCAAAAAUGGAUGACAUAUCGCCAACCACUCCCAUUACUGCUGCAGGCCUUUCACGACCUAACCCACAAAACCGAAGACUUUUGGUUCCCGGCAUGCGCCUAUUUCCGACGUGAGGCAUAUGCUCGCAACACAGUACUCUACCGCGAAGGUGACGCGCCACAGACUUUCUACUUGCUUGAAUCGGGCAUGCUACGCGCCGAAUACACGCUGCCCCAAGGAAGAUACUCGGAGCUUAUCGUCGCGGGGAGACCGUGCGGCGAGCUACCGUUUUUUGGCGAUACGCCGCGCACAGCAACGGUGCGUGUUGAUCAGGACUGUGUGGCGUGGUGUCUGGAUGUGGCGCGGUGGGAGGAGCUCAGGGCGGCAGAGCCGGGGCUUGCGCAGGAGCUGUUGAUGGUUAGUUUGAAGCUGACGGCGGAGCGGAUGGAUAGUAUUACAUCACACGUUCUCGCCAUUGCAGGCAAUGUAACCCCAACCCCCAUCGCCAAGACCUUUGGGCUUGAUCACGUUUGUGCGUUGUGCAGCAUUGCUGGUCCUGCCAAGACGUCUGAUUCGGACUUUGUCCUAUCAUGUCCCUUUUUUUUUUCUGUCUCGUUCAAGCGUCUCAAAGUAGCAGCAGUAAAAAUGAAAUCCGCAGUCCUCGUACUCAUCUCCUCUGCCGCCCUCGCGCUGGCCGCGCCUGCGCCUGCACCGAGCCCAAAAAAUACUGACUUUGAAAUAUGGCAGACUGGAAUCCCCUCCAGCACCAGCGCAAAAUCACUCCUGGCCAAACUCAGCGUCGGCUCGGGCGACGAGAUUGACGGGUACGAGCGCGACAAGUUCAAGACGUGGAUUCAGCAGGGGGAUAACUGCGACACUAGAGAGUACGUGCUCAAGCGCGACGGCACGGACGUCAAAGUCGACACUGCGUGCGAGUCGACGUCAGGCACAUGGACAAGUCCAUACGAUGAAAAGGAGUGGACGAGCGCAUCGGAUUUGCAGAUUGAUCACAUGGUGCCGUUGAAGAAUGCAUGGAAUUCCGGAGCCGCAAACUGGACAGCCAGCCAGCGCGAAGACUACGCCAACGACAUCACGCGUCCGCAGCUGUGGGCUGUCACGAGCAGCGUCAACGAGAGCAAAGGUGACCGCUCGCCAGACGAGUGGAAGCCGCCCAGUGACGACUUCUUUUGCACGUAUGCCGAGGCCUGGGUUGAGGUCAAGAGCCACUAUGGACUGACCAUUACCGAUGCCGAGAAGAGCGCGCUCGGCGAUAUGCUUGAUAGUUGCUAG